Messenger RNA from Hippocampus zosterae (dwarf seahorse), 1996 nucleotides. Its product is annotated as DNA ligase 1-like. NCBI's taxonomy places the organism in Eukaryota, Metazoa, Chordata, Actinopteri, Syngnathiformes, Syngnathidae. The transcript is spliced from 11 exons. The record is from RefSeq and is a predicted model, not a curated record. Bases 104 to 1729 code for a protein of 541 amino acids.
CAACUCCCACAAUGCAUCUCGAUGUGAAUCGAAGUGUGUUUUAAUCUAAAGUGAAGCAGCAGGGCCUCCUCUGGAAACAGUUCAAAUUGAUGUACUGUUCGUCAUGUCAUGCGAGGAAGACUCGUCGCUGCUCUUUCUCAUUGUACAGCAUUUAAAGAUGAAAGGCUUGCUGGUUGCCGCUGAAGUGCUGGAGGAACAUGUGAGCCAGGCAGAGAUGCCCAACACGAGUCUGAAGCUACACGACAUCUACAAAGGGUGGAUGAAGCUGUGCUCAAAUAAGCAGCAUGGCGAGCAGUCUGCUGAUGAAUUUGAUGCGCCUGGCAAAGUUGAACCUGAAGGUGGCGCUGACGAGAGGCCCUCGAAAGACAACAACAUGGAUGUUGAGGCUCCGCUUGCUUCCAAGACAGAAGACGUGGAACGCUCCAACGGAUGCGAGCACAAUGGCUGCCGCUCACUUCCACCCGAACAGGAAGAACAAACGCAACAAGAGCAGCCUGAAGUCGUCAUGGAUCCCCCGUUGGAGUUGAGUGUCAAUCAAACAGAGGUAACGGAAGCAACCAACGAUUGCUCAGGCGACGGAGGCGAUACAGAGGGGCCAGAAAAUGAAAAUGGCUUGAAAGAGCACCAAGAAAUGUUUUCCGCCAGUGAUGUCCCGCCUCUUGCAGACGCCGACAUCAUGACUGAGCCGGACAAAGAGGUCGCCGAGAUGGAGGCCAGUGUCACAGCCCAGUCGGAGCAGGAAGACAACCAGAUGGGGGCGCUGGAGUCUACCGAUGAAGACAAGAUGGCGGCGGAACAACGAGACCACCUGGAUGUCGCCAUCACCCUUAACAUUGAUUCUGGCAAAAGAAACGCUCCUCUUGACGAAGAAGUGGCAACUCCCAAAAAGAAGAAAAAGAAGAAGACAGCUGUUGAGGAUGAUCAGGAGACAGAGCAGGCAAAUCCAGUACAAAACAUGAAGAAAGGCAAGAAAAGGAAGAAUGAGGAAAAGGAUCAUCAAGAGGUGGAGGAUGAUGUGGCUGCACCAGAGGAGAAGAAGAAGAGAAAGAAGAAGAGGAGGAGGAAGAAGGAAGAGGAGGAGGAAGGAGAAGGUUUAGGGACCGAGGAGGUGCCGUGUGAUGAAGGAGUAACAGGAGGCGGCGCAGAGCUGCAAGAAAAGCUGAAGGAACAAGAUAGCACAAGUUCUCAGCUCUCCUCCACCCAGAAGCGACGUCGACGGAGGAGGCUCAGACUGAAGAAACACGCCAGGAUGCAAAAGCAACCAGAUGCAAGCAAGGAGCACCAAACACUGCCGCCUGAACCCCUCAAACGCGACGUGGGUGACGUCACCUUGGAAGAGGGUGCGUGGCACGAGAGGAUGAUGACGACGCAGGAAGAGAUCUCCUCAAAAGAAAACCAGUCUUCCAUCAGCAUCACCAAGAAAGACAAAAAGAAGAAGAAGAUGGCAGCCAGUGAAGAGAAGGUUGACGAUGCUUGCAACUUUUUGGAGGCUGUGAGACAGAAGAAGAAGAAGAGAGCAGCCAAUGAGGAAGCAGUUCAGUAUAUGGGAAACGAUGGGAAUGCCAAAGAUUUAUUGGAGGUGAAGAGAAGGAAGAAGAACAAGAAGAAGGAGGAGGAGGAGGAAGAUGCCAAAAGUCGCGAAACUCCUGUAUGCAGCGACUCAUCCGCCAACAAGAAGAAGAAGAAGAAGAAGGUGAAGGGCAAAACAAUGGAUGAUGAAGACACUUAACUCACGUGUGUCUGAAGAAGACGACGUUGGACCUGAAAAACACACAACAACGCCUAUUGUACUUUAAUCACUCCUGUUGAAAUCUUUAUUUUUUAAAUGCACCACAGUAUUUUGUUUUUCAAUCUAGACCGUCUGACACGUAAACUCUCCAUGUUUUUGUGUUGAAGAAAUUAAUUUCGUUAGCCACUGGCUGAAUGAUCAUUUAUCUUGAUUUUACUCCAAUGUCACAUCUCAAACCACUGCAUUAAAGUAGACGUGAAAAAUUGA